GUUCUAGAGAGCUUUGAAUCAGCGUCACUGUGAAUUGUAAUGCAAGGUCACAUUCAACAAUUUUUUUUUUUCUCCCUUUACAUUACCUCAAUUCCCUCUUUUGCAACCCCAAGUUUUCCACCACUUCUUUAAAACCAAACCUUCUUCCCCAAUUCACCCUCAGAGCUCAUAACAAAGACUCUAAAACACAAAGAAACAAGUUUCAAUAAUUCUAAAACCCUUCCUUCUCUUCUUCCUCAAAUCUUCAUUCAACACCAUGAAGAACACAAACAACAACAACAACAACACAAAACUCAUCCUCCUCCACCCUUACAUCCAGAAACAAGGAAGCUCCAAUCGUCUAUGGCUCCUCGCUUUCAUUUCAAUCUUCACACUCGCUUUUCUCGUAACACUAAUCUACACAAGAGAAACAUAUUCAAUCACUGCCACAACCUCACACGUCAUAACAUCUUCAACACCAAUUAGCACAAUCAAUGUUCCUCUUCCUUCCACAGUCAUCAACACUCUUCUCCACUACGCUUCCAAAUCCAACGACACAUACCACAUGCAGUAUUCAGAUCUCAAAUCAAUCUCCGAUGUCCUCCGAAAGUGUUCUUCACCAUGCAACUUCCUCAUUUUUGGCCUCACUGGUGAGACUCUGCUCUGGAAAGCCCUCAAUCAUAACGGAAGAACGGUUUUCAUCGACGAGAAUCGCUACUACGCUGCGUAUAUCGAAGAGAAGCACCCAGAGCUCGACGUUUUCGACGUGCAAUACACGACGAAGCGAAGUGAGAUGAAGGAGCUUAUAGCUUCGGCUAAAGAGCAGGCUUCCAAUGAGUGCAAGCCGGUGCAGAAUCUUUUGUUCUCUGAUUGCAAGCUUGGCCUUAAUGACCUUCCAAACCAUGUUUACGAGGUUGAUUGGGAUGUUAUCUUGGUGGACGGUCCCCGUGGGGACUGGCCUGAUGCUCCUGGCCGGAUGUCAGCGAUUUUCACCGCUAGCGUCCUGGCCAGGAGCAAGAAGGGCGGGAACCCAAAGACUCAUGUCUUCUUGCAUGACUAUUUUGGGGAAGUUGAAAGGGUUUGUGGUGAUGAGUUUCUUUGCAAGGAGAAUUUGGUUGAGGCAACCGAGACUUUGGGACAUUUUGUGUUGGAAAAGAUGGAUGAGAGGAGUUUCCACUAUUGCAAGAAUGAUAAUAGCUCAUCGUCUCCUUCUACUUCUUCGUAAGGCUCAGGGGAUUAUUUUUUUUCAAGUAAAUACCAUUUUCAAUUUAUAUUUCUAUAAUUUGAAAAUUUUUAAUUGGUCUUCAACCAUCUAAGUAAAUGGUCUAUGAAACUUCUAUAAAUGGUGACAUAUUCAAAUGCGCUUAGUUCAGUAACAGAAUUAUUUAGACCUAUUACUUGAAUGGUUAGAUAACAAUAAAAAAUUUUUGAAUUAUAAAAGAGCAUUUUAUUCUUCGAUAAAUGGUUAGCAACCGAAGAAAAUAUCUACUCUUCUUUUUCUUCUUCAUCAUCAAAUUUAGUUUAAUAAUGUCUCUCUCGUCAUGCACACAUUGCUAUAAGAAGGUGCUCGGAAUCAUCAUGGAUCGUCUUAGCCGCAAACUGGUGGAUUUAAAAAAAUUCUUCUGGGUA
Arachis duranensis is the source of this 1608-nucleotide messenger RNA. Its product is annotated as protein IRX15-LIKE. Lineage: Eukaryota; Viridiplantae; Streptophyta; Magnoliopsida; Fabales; Fabaceae. The record is from RefSeq and is a predicted model, not a curated record. Bases 257 to 1204 code for a protein of 315 amino acids. The transcript has a single exon. Gene Ontology annotation, biological process: xylan biosynthetic process.